This is a messenger RNA of Platichthys flesus (European flounder), 13015 nucleotides long. It is a transcript of the gene igsf9a, whose product is annotated as immunoglobulin superfamily, member 9a. The record is from RefSeq and is a predicted model, not a curated record. Gene Ontology annotation, biological process: cell-cell adhesion. Lineage: Eukaryota; Metazoa; Chordata; Actinopteri; Pleuronectiformes; Pleuronectidae. Gene Ontology annotation, molecular function: protein binding. The coding region runs from base 301 to 5145 and encodes 1614 amino acids. The transcript is spliced from 21 exons.
CUCCGUGUGGCCGCACCGACACUUCACACUCACCUGUACCUGAAAUGAACACCUGUUGCCUGGGGCUUUUCACCGGGAGAGGCGCUCCUAUUUCAGCAGCUCCACAAAGGAACUAGGCCCAGAGUUGUUUCAAUUCCUCUGGACUCCACACACACACAUACAUACACACACACAGACAGACACACACACGAGGAGGAAGAGGAGGAUGCGCUAAGAAGAGACCGAGCUCUGGAUUUUAAAACAUCCAGGAACUGACUGUGCUACAGAUUGAACAUGCUGCAGGUUGCAUGAGCGGCUGAUAUGGAGCCAGCGGGAUCCUACAUGCAGACUUUUAUGGUGGUGGCAGCUUUCUGCCUCUUUUCAGGGAGCGUUGAAGGUGCGAGGCCGGAAGUGCGAGGAAAGGCUGGAGGCGAUGUGGAGCUCGGGUGCAGCUUUCCUCCAUCAUUCCCGAUCGCUGUGUCCUCUGCGUCCCUGCAUGUGGUGGAGUGGGUUCGACAGGGACUCGACAUCCCCGUCCUCAUCAAAUUUGGAUCCUACGUGCCUCGGGUCCAUCCGCAGUAUGAGGGGCGGGUGUCGCUGGUCCGUGUCACGUCCAUGAGGCUGGAGGACCUGAGGCUGGAGGACCAGGGUUCAUACGAGUGUCGGAUCCUCUUACUGGAUAAACCCACGGAUGAGCUGCGAAACGGCACCUGGACCCGGCUCUCUGUGACCGCCCCACCCACCUUCACCAAAGCCCCGCCCCCGGCAAUGGAGGCUCUGGUCGGAGGUCGCCUCUCUCUUCCCUGUGUUGCCAGUGGGAACCCCCCUCCCACCAUCACCUGGCUGAAAGAUGGCAGUGUUAUUGAGCGAAUUAAUUAUCAGGACGGAGCCUUAUCUCUCGGAGCAGUGAGCGUGCAGUCAGUGGGUCGGUACACCUGCCACGCCUCCAACUCUGAGGGAAACAGGACCCGGGUGACUGAAGUGAAGGUCAAAGGUCCCCCCGUCAUUGUCGUUCCUCCCAGAAGCGCGUCUCUCAACAUGUCCCAGAAUGCACUUCUGCGCUGCCAGGCGGUGGCCGACCCCCCCAACAUGACCUACGUGUGGCAGAGAGGAGGAGAAAACGUCCAUCACAUCGAGUCGUUGAAGACGCGAGUGAAGAUCAUGGUGGACGGAACCCUGCUCAUCUCCAGGCUCGUCCCCGAGGAUUCUGGGAACUACACCUGCAUGCCGAGCAACGGCCUGCUGACCCCGCCCACGGCCUCCGCCAACCUCACCGUGAUGCACCCGGCCCUGGCUCUUCCAAUGCCUGAGGAAACCUACCUUCCCACCGGUAUGGAUGGCGUGGUCACCUGCCCGGCGGCGGCUCAGCCUCCGCUGCUCCGCGUGGAUUGGACAAAGGACGGAGAACCACUCGAUCUGUCCUUGUAUCCAGGUUGGACCUUGACGCCGCUGGGCUCCUUGUUCAUGGCCACAGUCAAUGACGACGCGGCCGGCGUGUACACGUGCACUCCGACCAACAGCUACGGCAGCAUGGGUUCAUCUGGGCCGACCAAUGUCAUUCUGCAGGACCCUCCAUCAUUCAGCGUGGCUCCGGAGAAGCAGUACCGACAGGAGGCCGGCCGGACCCUGCUCGUCCCCUGUCAGGGAAACCAGGACCCAACAACCAGAGUGACCUGGAGCAAGGUGGACCUGACUCGCAGCAUCGCUUACGCCAUCGAGCCCAACGGUUCCCUCCUGCUGCAGCCGCUCACCAAGGACCACCAGGGGGCGUGGGAGUGCAGUGUCACUAACCGCGUGGCCUCGGUGAAGGCCAGCACACACGUCUUUGUCCUCGGCACGAGUCCCCAUCCGGCUACCUCUCUGUCCGUCUCUCCCGGGGUGAGGCAGGCCAACGUGUCCUGGGAGGCCGGCUUUGAUGGAGGAUCCGCGCAGACAUUUGCAGUUUGGGUGAAGAAGAUUUCAGCGGGCGGUGAUAAUGGUGAUGAGAAGCAGGCGUGGUUCUCCGUGCCCGUGGCCCCGUCCUCCGGCGCCAGGCUGCAGGUGACGGGACUGUCCGCCGCCACCGAUUACCAGUUCAGCAUCCUGUCGCAGAACAAAAUGGGCACGGGGCCCUUCAGCGAGUUCGCCACCGCGCGGACUUUAGAUCCUCUGCCGAGGAGAAGCAAACUAAAACCUCCCGUGUCGCUGUCAGCUGAUCAGGGGCCAGCAGGUGUCGUCCUGCAGUGGGCCCUUCCUGAAGAGCAGCGCCCCCCCAUCACGGGUUUUGUUCUCCAGUCCCGUGCCCAGCAAGAGGACUGGUUUAAUCUGGUGGAGGACAUCGCUGCCAACAGUAGCAAGAUAGUGGUUCCGGAUCUGCACAAGGAUGGUGUGUACGAGCUGCGGCUGCUAUCUCGUCGCGGGGAGUUGCUGAGCGAGCCCAGUCCAUCAGUCAAUGUCUCCACCAUGGCGAUUGAGAUCUACCCCGGCACAUCCCCGCUCCUGGAGUUCGUCCCGGAGCCAUUACUGGCCGGCGUGCUGGGCGGGGUCGGCUUCAUGUGCUUGGCACUGGUCUUGCUGCUGGGGGCCGCCUGUGUCAUCAGCCACAGGAGGAACCAGCGCCGCAGAAAGAAGAAGGAUGAACCCCCUCCAGCCAUCUAUAAACGCUCCCCAUCCAUAAAGACUCCAGGCACCGGUAGUCCAGACAGUGUGCUGAAGAAAAGCCUUCUUCCAGCCAGCAGCCUCUAUCCCACCACUUCCUCCUCCACCACCACUGCCACCUUCUCCUCCUCCUCCUCCUCGCAGACAGACUGUUUCUCCUCCGGCGCUGAGAAUCCUAAUCGGCGGAAGCAUCUCCCGUCAUACCCCAGCAGGGGCCGUCUCACCAGGACAACUUCCUCCCCCAUUUCUCCCCCGAUUGAGUUGAUCUCCAGGGGUCCAGACGGGCGCUUCACACCUUAUGACCCUGACACAUUAAGUGUUCACAGCAGGAAAAGUUUAAGGUAUCAGCAGGGCAGCAGAGUCCGAAGGUCUGUGUCGCUGCACUCCGGAGGGGAAGACAGGAAAGAACGACCUUUUGUGCUUUCUGUUGAUCUCCCUCCUCUCAAACCAGCGGAGGCCACCUCCACAAGCCAAGUCUGUGGCAUGGUCCGGCACCUGCCCCAUCCUUACAUCUGGAAUCAGAAGGCAAGCUGCGACGGCUUUCCCGACAUGAGCAGCCUAUGCUCCAACACCAGUUUGACCACCAUUCCUCACCAAGGCCGAGGAGUAACUCCCACGUUCCCUGUGCUCCCACAUAUCCGAUCCGGCCUGGGUCAGCCGUCCACAACAGCCAGCGCCCUGGUGCUGCAGAUGGAGCACGAGCGGGAGCGAGGGAACCUGAGUCGCUGCCUGAAACUGGCUCAGGAGAGGGAGGAGCUGGAGAGGGAGCUGCAGAGUUACACGCUAGACAGAGGCUCGAUGAGGGAGAUGAAGAGGGAGCAGACGGACUGGGAGAGAGGAGAGGCUGGCGAUGAGGAGUUUGUCUGGAAGUGUAAGAGCAGCACGUUGCCACACAGAUACCCUCAGGGAAGCAGGAAGAGCUGUGGUUUAUCCGUUAGCCCUUUAUCUUUAUCCUCUGCCCACUGGGAAGGCCGUCCACUUGUCUCUCCUCCGCUCGGCGCAUCUUCACCUGCGAUUGCCUCUUGUUUUAAGUCUGGCAACCACCAAUUCACUCCAUCAUUCACCAGUCAGACCCCACUCCAGUGUGCGGAGGCAGGCAGUUUUUCCAGAGACACAUUAACUGUCCCACAUCUCCCCGCAAAGCGCCAGAGACAUGAAAGAGCAGAGGCAGCACCUCGGGGCUCUGAUCAUUCACCACAAUCCACAGUCUUAGAAAUGCAAACAAAUGGUUCACGCUCUGAGGCACAGAGACAGAACAGCCUCAGUCAUGGCAGCCUCUCAAUGUCGUCUUUCUGUAGAAGUGAAUACCCAGAAAACUCAUAUUCGCCUAUCGAUGCAGUUUCUGUAGAAGCAGAGGCCUCGUUCCACAGGCCCACAGCUGGUGAUGCAUGUGCUGAGAUGAGCGUGGAUGAGCCAGAGCUGGACGUAUGUGUAACGCGGCCGAUGCUGCACCACAGAAUCGCCUCUCAUGUGCAACACGGGCGUUCGCUGACUCAGAGAGGCCGGUAUGAAGACGCGAGGAGGAGCAUCAGCUUCAACUGCCGCACUCCUACCUGUGUGGACCCGAUUCUAAGUUCUCCACAACGUCCAGAAGCACAACUCUGCAGAUCUGGGACCAGGGGAUCCAAAGUCUGGGACUCGAAGCGGCGAAGUCGUAGCCUGGACUCAAGGAGACGGAAAGAACCCAAUUUCCCAACCCCUGAUGUGUGGAUAGAGUCACUGAGCCAAGAGAACUGUUCUGUGGCAUCCUCGUGUCAUGAAGACACUCUAUUCUGGGAACCACAGAGCUUUCCUACCAAAAAGUCUCCUGUAAAUUCUCCUUCUGCUACCCAAGAUGCCUCCUGUUCACCUCCUGCCGUCCACACUUUAUCCUUGGGCAGCAGUCCAGAGAACUUUAUUCCAAAUCCUGACGUGCCUCGCCACUAUGAGCCAAAACCUGAGGACCACGUCUUUCCAAAUUCUGCCACAUGGCCAAUCGCUUACCACCAGGAGGCCGUGGACGAUGCAGAGGGUUACUCAGACACCACCAGGGAAGCUUCUAGAUGCCUACCCCCCCACAACAAUGGCCAGGAGGCACUGGAUGUGGAGGCAGGAGGCUACGAGGGAGGGUUGGAGUCCGGGAGCAACUACAGCAGCUACGCCAGCAGCGGCCGAGGCAGCAUGGAGCCGGCUAACGGACGCCUGUCGCUGUGCCACCUGUCCCCAACACUCACCAGCUCACCUGAGACUGUGGAGGAGAGCCAGUUUAACACAGAGGACAAGCACAGUCACCAAAUUGAACACGGCCAAAGGAGAAAGGCCUCCGUUGAUGAGAAUUAUGAGUGGGAUGAGGAUGAUGUCUUCCCAGAGCCUGGAGACGGAGACGGCCUGCUUCUCCCAAUGAUUCUGCUGAAGCCUCCUCCGUGCCGUGGCCUUCCCAGCAUGCCGUGCUCUGCGAGGGAUGUGAGAAAAUACACUCAGCUGUCUUUGCACCCAGGGCAUCAAAGCAGCUGCUCUGCUGAGCCAGAACCAGACACUGUGCUGUUCUGACAGUGGCAGCCUUCGGCUCAUCUCACUGGUGUGUCCUUUCACUCAGCGACUCGCAUCGCGAGGCGACAAAAACUGCAUGUGGCAGAAAGUGAGCUUUUGUCUGUUGGACUGAAUUUUUCUUCUUCGAUCCAAGGGAGGAAAAGCAGAAUGUUUUUUUUUUUUGUUGAGGGAUUGGUCUUCUGCUUCGUCUCCUUACCAAGCUUCACUCCUCAAUCAUCUUUAACAUGUACAGGUCUGAGUUCGAGCUUCAGCUCUUCAGAGACAGUUUGCCCAACUGCCUGUAUCACAGAGUUUGUGUGUGCUGAUGGAUUCCCUCUGUUCUCCGGUGAAGUCUGAUGUGCAUUCAUCAUCCGGGGGAUGAAUCUGCACAAACACAAGGGGACAAAACGGCCUCAGGCAUCAUCAAGUCGCUGAUUUAAGCUGUGGAUGAUUUAGACGUCAGAGAUGAUUAAUCACCUCUGAGUCUAACAAAAGAGGUGUUUAUGAAAUGCCAAUAACUAAGGAAGACAAAUAUCACAGAGAAAAGGUUAUUCUGCUGCACUGUCCCUCAAACUUUUAGCUCGUUUGACCUUAAAAUACUUUUUAAUCUGAACAUCAGGGUGUUUUCUCUUCAGACCUCUAAUAAUUUCCAUAAUUGAAGAGGGUCGAGUUACCUCGUUGGGUUUGUCCUUGUUUAUUUUACUCACGGACAUGAAGGGAAAUUAGUUUUUAUUCCGUGUGCUGCCUGUAAUUUACCAAGGGUCAGCUGACGGGCUGAUUAGUGCGUUUCUCUCCCAGCAGCACCUGCUCUGUGCUCGCACCGCUACUCACACUUGGCAGACAACAGUCGUGCUCAUAAGUGGUACAUGUUAUGUGGGCUUAAUGCCUCCCGUGCCGCCCCCGGGGUCAUAAAUCAACUUUCUUGUUUGUUGACUUAAUGAGGAAAUGGUGAAUUACAGCGGUGGGAGCGAGUGCUCAGUCACAUCAGUAUUUAAAACAGCAUUCAGACCAGAAUCUCUUCAUUUCUGUAGAAUCCCUGUGAUGGAUUCAGUCAUGGAAGCAGCAUAUAUAUGUGUGGAGCUUCAUGAUGUGUUUAUAUUAAAUGAUGGUUCAUUCAUACACCAGGUUCCAUAAUCAGAGUUGAUUAAACACAGACGAGGGUUAAACACAGACUUUUGUUUAUGAAAACCGGAUGAUAUCUGACCGGCUGCUAAUUCAAAUGGAAGUGAAUGAAGAGACAAAUGCUUCACGUCAACUAAACUGUGUUACUGGAUGUAAUUCAUCACAAAUUCAAUCGUGUCAAUGCAUUGGACUUUUUAAUCAUGCAACUCAUCAAUCAUACAAACGUCCUGACUUCUGCAGACAUCUUUCUAAAUUCUACAUAACCUGUAGCAUUAAAUCACCAUUAUAUGUGUUUAGAUGUAUAUAGACAGAGUCGUCAUUAGAGCCGGGCUUAUCUCACUUCAGCUUCUGUUCUCUUGUUUGUACUCGAGGCUUCUAGCACCGACUAUGUGACUGUUAAGCAGACAUGGAUUUUGCUGUGUUACUUUCUGGUGUGAGUGGGCACUCGUGUGUAUGUAUGUGUGUGUGUGUGUGUGUGUGUGUGAAGAGUUGUAUUUGUUGUUAUGAGGCUUUCGAGUAGAACGCAACUCACUGCAUCAUGUGAUUGUUAGUGACUUCAGAAAGUUUCCGCACCACCUCACCCUUUUGGUUCCUAUUCUUUUAUCGUCGAUUUAAUUUAAACGGAUUAAACCGUCUGUAUUUUGGCAACAAUCCAGAUUAAAUGAGCCCUAAUGACGAGGUGGAAACGUGUGUUUUAGGAAUUUGGCUGGAGCCUGUCACAAAGAGUUGUUCACCAUUUCCAGUUCAGUGGAGCUCCCUUUAGGGCGCAGCAGCCCAAAGUGGAGAAUCCGCUGUUGUAAACAACACUGUUGAUGAGCUGAGAAGUGUCAGCCAGCGCUGCUUCAGAGCACCGGUCCACUGUUCACUCAAAGUUUAUCCACACUGAACGAAUAGUGUGUCCAAAUCGCACCAAAUUAAAUUCUGCACGUCCUUGUGCACUUAACAAUACACAGGCCUGUUCUUGAGAUAUGUUAGCCACAUACAGACGGAUGGAUAGAUGUCUGAGAGCUUUCUGAAUCUGCCACAUGUUGUGAUGUGAUAUUGAAAAGUUUGACACAAUGGAAGUCUUGAUUUUCGCAAAUUCCUUCAUCCCAGUUUUUGAUCAAUCACCUCCGCCCCGACCCUUCUGAGAGGAACCUGCCCUCGCCACCUGCUGCUGCCUUUUCUUCCCAGAACAAUGGAGGAAAAAGGGAAAAAAUGGGUUUUGCUUGCUUGCUCUAGCUCAAGGCCGUCACAUUAGUCAACCAAAUAAUUAACUCAGAAGUCCACACUGUAGCGGGGCAUUGUGGGGUAUCCGUCCUAUAAUUGAAUUCACUCGUUGAGGCUACAUUUACUGCAAAUCGAUGUUUCACUUCUGUGGAACAUUCUCAUUUUCUGGCGUACGCACGCUGUAGCUGGAGUCCACAAAUGAUCAAACCCCACGUGCCGCUCUGGAGAUUUGGAGUCAGCACUACUUUCUUUUGCCCAUGUGUUUGAACCCAUAUCUAAAUAUUGCGCUUCCAGGACAAAGAAAUGCAGUAAAGUGUGAGAAGGUAUUUUCUUUGUCUAGCGGAUGUAAUCCUUUUAAGAGAAAUAAUUCCCUGUAGUCCGUACUUGGGGCUACAACCUUGUAUAACAGAUUUCUUUAGAGAGUUGCGGAAUGUUGCAUGUUGAAGGCUCCCGAGGAUCCAAUCAUGAAAUGUUCCUGCAGAGGCAUUGAUGCUAUAGAAGUGUGGACUCACUGUGGAAUAAUAACCUCUCAAAGGAAACCUGUUCACAAAGAGACGUGGACAAUGGCGACGGCUCGUAAAGCUGAUUUUUAUACUCCUGCCUUUUUCGGUUAUUGUGUAUACUUAGGUGGAUUAGCUUUAAACCAAGCGCACUUUUAUAACGCCCAUUAAGCAGCUGAUGAAUUAUUCACAAAUGCCAAGAAGUGACUAUCGGAGGUGGAAACUAAUCAAAGUCUAAUAAAAGGAAAUGUCACGUUCUAGCCCAGAAGUGGAACCAUAUGUCGGCCGUGUAACCGUAGAGGUGGAGGUGUCAACUCGCCGUGAUUACUCAAAUUAAUGAAUCUCUCCAUCUGCCGCUGUCUCUUAACCACCACUGGGGGGGGGGUUCAGAUCUCAAUGCAUGUUUCAUCGACUGUAAAUAAUGGACGACAAGUCCUCCCUUCCGUCUGUUCAGUGGCAGUCGUGGCAUCAGUCUCAAUUUAUAAUCGUAUUGUUUCUCUUUUAUUUUUUUAAUCUGAGGUUUUGGAACCUGAACGCUGCACCGAACACGCUGUUUGACUUGUUGCUGCACCAGAACAUAUAAAUAAUUGAUGUAGCUAAUCGAACUCCACUGCGACUGCACUGGUUGUUGUGUGCAGGCGCCCCGCUGAUCCUGGAACAGAGCAGAGAUCACAGACCGGAAAAUGUGGGUUUCUUAGCCUUCUUGCUUGUUUUUGUUUUUUUCAUGGAAUGUUUCCCUCUGCCAGACAAUUGGUACGGGUGGAAUUCAACUUACUGGGGGCGGGCAGCGGUGGAGAGGUUAAGUCAGACUUCUUUAUCUGGUGGAAUCACAAACUAAAAUGGCUGUGCAGUUUUUUUAACAUCUAAAUCUGCAUGUGUGUUUAAUCAGGGGGUGACAGGACAUGUGUUAACGGGUUCAAAGUGGGUCUAGAUCCUGAUUGGUCCAAAUUCUGUGACGUCUCAGUUUUGUGAGCUGUGCCCACUUUAAUCCUCUCAAGGAAAUGACCAACGGAACUUUGAAUGAGAUUCAUCUUGUAGGUUUUCAAGGCCUUUCAAAUAAAAAUGUGAACAAUGUGCUUGUUCUAUUUCAGCAACUACGACCGCGUUUCUUUAACUGAGCUUUAAAACCUUUAAAUUUGAAAUGUGCUCAUCGGCAUCAGGGUUUUAUCUGUUCCUGAAAACACAGUGUUGAACAGUUUCACAGUUUGUCAAGCCAACCUCAGCUGCUGUCUCCUCGCUCUGGUCCUUUAACACAGUGUAACAGCCUGAAGAACACAAAGCACGGUGUCAUACGGAUCAGUUCAGCACUGCUGUUCUCUGUUGACACUCGGAUCAACUUCAUUGAUUUAUUAAAACUCUUGUCUUACAUCCGAACCGGCUUCCAAUUAUACUAAUGGCCUCAGUACGUCCACUCCAGACGACCCCCCCCCCCGUGGAAAAUGAUCUGAGGUUGUGUCACAGUCAUCUUUUCCAAUUCCAUUUAUUUAGACCGUUAUAUCACUUUGACAUCACAGAUGUCUGGGGGGGGGGGGGCGGUAAACAAGUAUUUCUCGUCUGUCUCUGAGUUUCUCACGCUGCUGUGUACAAGUGUUGCCGGGUACUUCAACAUUCUGUUUUUCAAAGGCAAACACUUUUAUCAUUCAAACGCCAAAGCAGCCGUUGACAUUGACGUGUAACUUGUUUUUGAUUUGUUUGUUUCUCAGUCAGGAUUCAUUCCAACUCGAGCAGGAUUCAGUUUUUUUUUUCUUCUGAGCUAAAUCAGUUUGUUUCUCUCACCCUGUGAUUCCAACUCUCAGCGAGAUGUGAGACAGUGACGGCUCGAGAGGAGCUUUGGAGUUUUUACUUGAUGCUCCAUCUUCAAGAUUCCUUGUUUAUUGUUUGAGCAAAGCAAUCAGUCCAUAUUGGCCCCGUUUCCAUCAAAAGCCACGAGCGGCGACGGUCUGAUGUUUCUGCAACGUGAGCAGAGAUGUCACGUGACCUCAGGGUUUGAAAACGGAGAACUGUCCUUUUUCUGGUUCUCGCAAUGUUUGCUGACAAAGGAAAAAUCUUAACAUUUCCAAUAUCUCGUCCCCGUAAACACAUUUUCUGGGGGAUUUCAGUUGGGGCCAUGUGAGGUGAGGAAUAUACCGCAUUUACUGUUUCUGUUUCACAAUAAAACCCAAGGCUUGAUUUACCUUUUGAAGCUUUUAAAGGAGACGUAUGAUGCUGGUUCAGUGUUUCUUUUCUUUCUCUCCUUCCAGUGUUGUUGUCUGGGGUGAAAUGAGGAUCAAGGAAAGUGUUUUCUGAACAUUGUCAUCAUAAAAACCUUUUCUGGCAAUGAUUUAAAUUAAAAUAUGUCUCCCUUAAAUGAAAUAUGCAUUUUAAAUCUAACCCUAACUAUUGUAUCGACAGGUUGUUACAGAAAACAAAGAUGCUGAACAUAAAUAGCAUAAAACUAUAAGAUAUAAUCUCAUAAAAUUCUCUGAGCGGCUAUAAUUGAUAUUUUUAUGAUGACAAUGUGAAGACAAUGUAAAAAACAAAAGCGAUAGUGAUGAUGCUGCAGAGAUUCGCUCCUCUCACAGUUUAUGGAACUUCACAGCGAGUUUCAGCUCAUUGUUCGGCCGGAAAAUUUACUGUUCUGCUUCGUUCUCGCUGAAAAAUUCCUCUAGAAUAAAACCCCCUGCGCCCUGACACCAAGCCGACCCAGUCAGAGACUAACUGGGGAACACGGUGCCGUGUUGAGCAGCUGAACAGCCUCAGAUUAGAGGUCGUCUCUAUGUCAGAAGUCUCCCCCGGAAUAUAAAUUUGUUCCAUUAUCUUAAAUCACGCGCUCGUGCCCACCUGAAAGCACGAGUGUUCUUCAGUGGUUGUUUUCACCUCAAGGCCAAAGCAGGCACUCCAUUAAAAGCUGAAAACCUGCUUCUCUCUUCAGUUGUGUGUAACCUGGAGGUUGUGUGACUCUGCAACUUUCAUUUAAAGUUGCAGAAAAAAAAUAUUUGUACUUUUAAGAUUGUUCAAAUGUGUUUGAAAUUUUGUAGACAUAAUAUUUAAUGGGAAAAGUUAUAAAAUAAUUAUUAUUAUUAAAUGAUAUCAAGACAAAUGUAAAAAUAUAUAUCAACAAUAAUAGCAGCAUAAAAACAGGAGCAGAAAGAAAAUAUCCAUACUAACACGAACAACUAUGUACAGAGAACAAAUAAAGUUUUACAUUUACCCAAUUAUAUUUUUCAACUCUAUAUAUCAAAUAUGUAAUUAUUAAGAAAGCAUUUAUUGAAAAGUUGAUAUAGAUAAUGUGAAGAGUUUCAUCCCUACCUGUAAUUUCUGUUAUAGUGAAAUAUUUGUCACCUGGAACUCACAGACGUCAUCAAGUGAAAGAAAUCUCAACUAUUUAACAUUUACAGAUGUUAAAAUGCAGAUUUGUACUUUUCAAUAAACUUUAUAGCCUAUAGAUUCCAUAUAUGUAUAUAUCUCGGAUAAUAGUCAACAGAUUUACUUUACUUUAAACUCAUGAGACGAAUCAGCAACCGAGGGCAAUCAAACUUAAUUAUGUGAACAACCUUCACACUUGAGGGUGACGACAACAUUGAAACUACACAAACCCAGAACUCCCCUGCAGCACUGUGACAUUUUCCGAUUGAGUUCCGCUGUGAUGCACUCGUUUAUGUUUCAUUUAACCUCGCGGUCGUUCGUAAUUAUUUUUAGUUUUUCCAUCUUUAAGUGGACCACACAGCAGGUUAUUUAUUUUUCCACGACAGCAAACUGAGAAAUGAGCUCGGCGGUUAGCGCCUGUUGCCCGAGCGUAUAAGCCUCGACUGUUAUCUCCCGCCCGAAUGUAGAAUUACAGCGAUUAUCAGCGUUAUUACCGCUGAAAAAAUAUGGUCUGACGCGGAUAAUUUAAAGAUUGAAACCUAAAUGGGACUUUUUUUUUCAAUCAGCCUAUCUGAGCAUCCAGAAUUCACAACAUGUCAGCAGAGUUAAUUACCUCCACCGCUGCCUCCCAGCAGACUGUGGAAUAAUAGCAUCAAGGGAGGGAAUCAUCUUUUCCUUCUGUCGUUUUACUCUUUUUCUUUAUUUUCUUUUUCAGUACAGCAGAAUCUCUCUUCACCCCUCUCUCACUUUAAUUAGGCGUUUGCCCAAGAGACGGAGUUUUUUGUUGAAAGACGUCCGUGUUCUCGUUAUCCCACGGGCGCUCACCUUGCACUGAGUGUUUCCCGUUCUCUCAUUGAUUACAGUGCUCGCUCACCCACAUUUGACGACUUUAUUACAAUGGCGGCUGCCGCGUGUCCUUGAGAAUCCACUCGUUCAAAGAAGUUAAUUGAGCUCCAUGUUUGCUUGAUGUGAGGAUGCACUUUUUCAGGUGCUUGAUUUUACUGUAUUUAACGGAUGAGUCUUUUUCUGAAUUAAAAGAAAAAGGUUUAAUUUGCCCCUUUGAAGAAAAUGUUCCGUUUUAACAUAAGGAAAAUAUAUGCAUUUUAUUUUAUAAUAGGAAAAAUAUACAGAUAAAUAUUACUAUAAUUGGGCAUAUUUGUGAGUUCUGUACAUGCUUUUGUAAAUAAUUGUAAAAUGUCUUUCCUUAUCUCACAGCCAAUGUUUAAUCCUGUUUACAACUAUGAAAAUUAUGCAAAAACUAAAGAAGCUUAUCAAGAUGUCACAAAAUAUUAAAACUGAUUAGGUUUUCUAGACGGAAUACUCUUGUUUGUUUGGAGGAAGAUUCAUAGAAUAUAUAUAUUUGUCUAGUUUAAAGUAAUAUUUUUUAAUGUCAAAUUAUAAGUUGUGUGUGAAAACUUGUAUUUCGAUGUCUUUUGUUUGGGAGACAAUAUAUGUUUAUUAGAUGUGUAAUAUUUUUGUGUAUUUGUUUGUCCCUGAAUCAGGGUCUCCAUUGUCUCAGAUGAAAAUGUGACACUGUAAAACUUUUAAAACUUCCAUAGAUCCAUGCUACAUUUAUAUAAACCUGUUUACUUUAUAUAUCCUCUUCAAUGCCUCUUUUAAAUGAUCUGUUUUCCCAACUUUUAUCUCAAUUUAAAGCCUAACGAAGCAAAGUGUGUUUUCUUUUGUCAUAUUUUAAUAAAUAAACCAUGAACGCA